Messenger RNA from Emiliania huxleyi CCMP1516, 417 nucleotides. RefSeq lists its product as hypothetical. Lineage: Eukaryota; Haptophyta; Isochrysidales; Noelaerhabdaceae. The annotation marks the transcript as partial. Gene Ontology annotation, cellular component: nucleolus. The transcript has a single exon. The record is from RefSeq and is a predicted model, not a curated record.
AUGUCCGACGACGAGGACGAGGUCGCAGCGCAGGGCGGCAAGCGGCAGCGCGGGCGCGACGGCGCCGCUGUCGAGGCGCCGCCGCAGUUUGAGCCGCUGAGCGCGCAGGAGGCUGCGGGCGGCAAGUCGGAGUUUCGGCGCGUCUCGGUGCCGCCGCACCGGUACACGCCGCUGAAGAAGGACUGGAUGCAGCUCUACACGCCCAUCGUCGAGCAGCUCAAGCUCGACGUGCGCAUGAACCCGCGCAAGCGCUGCGUCGAGCUCAAGACGUCGCAGCACACGGCCGACAUCGACGUGCUGCAGAAGGCGGCCGACUUUCUGCGCGCGUACAUGCUCGGCUUCGCGGCGGCGGACGCGGUCGCCAUCCUGCGCGUCGAGGACCUGUACGUCGAGUCGUUUUCGGUGACCGACGUCAAG